UUUUCAUUCCCAUGCCGGAAUAAAGCCAUAGAUCUGCGUUAUAUUUGUAUCUUGUAUUUUGAUUUUUGAAUUCACAAAUUGUCAAUUGGAAUAAUUGUUUUUUAUCAUGGCGGCUACAAAAUUCUAUAACUAUUUAAAAGUAGUGCAGAGUGCAACACCGUAUGCUAAGCGGGUUGAACAAUUGAGCUCAAGAAUAUUUGGUGAAGUGGCCCGUCCAAACACAUCUGCCAAAUCUAUGAGGAUUGUAGACAUGUUUAGUUCUCAACCCAUUGAACAAAGAGCAGAUAUAAAGAACUACUAUCCCCGACAUGUUGAAAUCCAUGUCUUGAUGAGGAAUCUACGGAAUUAUGGCUUAUUCAGAGAUGAACAUGAAGACUUCAAAGAGGAGAUCAAACGCCUUCGUGAGUUGCGAGGAAAAGGGAAACCCAAGAAAGGGGAAGGCAAACGUUCUAAAAAGUAAAUGAGUGAAAAUCCGGAUGUAGUCCAACAUUCUUAAUCAUAAGUUUUGUAAAAAUAAACUUUCAAAGCCAGU
Molecule: messenger RNA, 532 nt
Organism: Daphnia pulex (common water flea)
Lineage: Eukaryota; Metazoa; Arthropoda; Branchiopoda; Diplostraca; Daphniidae
Gene: mRpS33
Product: 28S ribosomal protein S33, mitochondrial-like
Exons: 4
Coding region: 107-460 (117 amino acids)
Cellular component (GO): mitochondrion
Source: RefSeq, a predicted model, not a curated record